AUGGGCAGGCGUAAGCAGGCGGGGCGGAGGGAUGGUGUGGCGGGUGGGAUGGUGGGGAGGUGGGGGUGGAUCCCACGGAAGCAAGUCCGACGCCGUUGGAGCGAGCGACGAGCGCGCACAUGGCGGCGUGGCGGAGAGCGCGAGGGCGCUGGCAGUGACGGCGAGGGGCGGGCGCGGCGGGCUGCACAGCGAGGGCGGGAAGACCGUGGGGCGCGGGAGGCCACGGGGGGAGCGCAGGACGCGGUGGCGCCAGGGGGUGUGGCGCAGCAAGUGGAGGGGCGCGGAGGAGGGGGGGAAGGGGAGGCGACGGGGAUGCGUGCGGUGGGGCGGCUGGCGGACAUGGAGGUGCUGCCGCUGGGGCGGGGAAUGGGGGGACGACGACAGGCAGUGGCAGGGGGAGAUGAGGGGGGGGGUGCGUGUGAGCGGAUGGCAGGGAGGGCAGGGAGGGCAGUGCAGAGGGUGGGCAGACGCGGGGCGCUGGUACCUGAGGAGGGCCGCGGGCCCGCCAACGCCACCGCGCCUGAGUUGGAUGCGCGCCUGCAGUCCGUGGGGCUACAGUACACGCUUGCCCUCGUGCCGCGCAACGUCUCACAUGCCCACGCCCUCAGGUACGCUCCUCUGUACCGCGCAGCACCGCAGGGCGCGGGGCGAGCAGGGGCGGGGAGGCAGGACGUGCGGUACAGUGCGGCGCACGCGGAGGUGUGGGCGCGCGUGGUGGCGGCGCGGAUGCCGUUCGCCCUGGUGCUGGAGGAGGACGCCCUCAACCGCAGCGAGGGCGUUGCCGCCUGGCAGGCGCGCUUCCACAUGCUGCUGUGGGAGCUGAAUCUGCUGAUGCUGCAGCACGGCGACCGCUUCUUCUUCCACGUGCUGCUGCUGGCGCGCCAUGGCCUGGCGCCCUACGCGGAGCAGCAGCUGGCGCCGGGCAUUCGCCUGCAGCGCGUGCUGCCACUGCUGCAGCAGCACGGCUUCGGGGACGUGGUGGUGGCACACGGCGUGGACAAGGGCAGGGGGCACGGCGCGGGGGGAGGGGCGCAGGGCCGGGGGGAGGAGGCGGAGGCAGAGGCGGAGGGGAACCUGGGCGUGUUUGGGGGGCUGGUGGGGGCGGGGGCGGUGUCGGUGACGCGGCGCUCCAUCAAGUGGCACAAGCUGGCCGAGCGACGCCCCGCGAGCGGCUCACGAGGGGGGAGGUGGCGUGCGCUCUCUCGCACUACCUCGUGUGGCUCGAGGCCACUUCAUGCCGCUGCUGUCCCCUCACAUCGCAUGGGACCCCCUCUCCUGGUGCUCCUUCGCCUACAUCAUCUCCCACCGCGGUGCAGAGCGCCUGGUGGCGGGCUUUAA
Molecule: messenger RNA, 1338 nt
Organism: Closterium sp. Yama58-4
Lineage: Eukaryota; Viridiplantae; Streptophyta; Zygnematophyceae; Desmidiales; Closteriaceae
Source: the annotation of a GenBank genome assembly